AUGACUCCAUCUCCGAGUGUUACCGCCAAGAGGCAUACACUCCCUGCAGGACAUGCUAUGAACACUGCGAGGCACCAGACCGAGGCUACCUCGAGCGAAUCUCAUGAGGACUUAGACUCCUCAUCUCACCCUCCCAGCAACCAAACACCACAAGCCUCAGGUUCUGUGGUGCCGCCGAGUGGUCAUACUCCAGCCAGAAGAUUCCAUCCGGAUCACCCUGGCUUUCUACAUGUAGGCCAGCGUCGUUCUGACUGGACAGACGUCUGGCUGUCAACUCCGCCUAGGGGCCCUUCGUUCCAGCAAGUAUUUCGCGACCAUAAACUCGCGCAUGUCUCGGAAGAGGGACUGGAAUUUGACUGGCUCGAUGGAUUCAAUGCCAACAAUUAUCCAGGAACCACUACCGCUGAGCAAAAAGAGGCACGGCGUCUACACCUGAAUGAUAUCCCAUGUGCCAAUCGCGUCAAGACUACACCAAAUCAAUCACGUGCAUCGGCAGAUCCAAAUCCGCUGAGGGAAAGCGCGAAGUCUUCGUAUGAUGGGCACGGGUCGAUGGAUAGAGCGCCAACGAGCUCGCAAGUUCCUAUUCAGACUUUAUUGGUUGUUUCUGCAAACAACUGA
This is a messenger RNA of Letharia columbiana, 618 nucleotides long. RefSeq lists its product as uncharacterized. The record is from RefSeq and is a predicted model, not a curated record. The transcript has 2 exons. Lineage: Eukaryota; Fungi; Ascomycota; Lecanoromycetes; Lecanorales; Parmeliaceae. The coding region runs from base 1 to 618 and encodes 205 amino acids.